AUGGGCUCCCCCGCGCCCCCUCACAACCACGAGCUCCCGCUUGAGACCGAGACCGAGAGCGACAACGCAGGGUACUAUGCUGAGCAGGAGGCCGCGCCUGCAGCCGAGCAAGAGCUGCUGUACGAGCCCGAGGCUCCCUCGACCCCGAUACCCCCGGUCGCCCCGCUGACCUUGUCGCCCGCCGCGGCGACGCGCACCGUCGCCAUCAUCAAGCCGCACGCGCUCCCGCACCGCUUCGACAUCGAGCACAGGAUAUCUGAGGCUGGCUUCGAGAUCGUGAAGGAACGGCAGAUGGAGUUCGAUGUGGAGACGGACCCGGAGACAAUGUACGACCUCUUCGGAGACGACUACGAGUGUUUCGCCGAGGGCCCCGUCUGGGUGUACGUCCUCGAGCGUCGUCGCGCCGUCGAGGUCUGGGCGACGCUCAUGGGGCACCCCGACCCCGCCGUCGCGCGCGAGGAGACGCCCAACGCCCUCCGCGCGCUCUACGGCACGUCCGUCCUGCAGAACGCCGUCAUGGGCUCGCCCGACUCGCCCACCGCGGAGUUCCAGAUCUCCGCCAUCUUCGCGUCCUCGCCGCCCUUCCCGACGACGGACCUCCCCGACGUCGGCAGCGCGGGCCUCACAAGCGGCUCGGUGCGCUCCAUGUCGUCCUCGGUCCUCUCCGCCCUGCGCAGGACGGGCUCCAGCGGCGACAGCGGGAAGUCCCCGUUCAAGGCGCGCAAGCUGCCCGCGACGCAUGCAGCGCCGGAUAUCGUCCCUCGUAUGUCGCGCGCCGCUUCGUUGCGCGCUGGAAUCCCCGUGGAGAAGACCAGUGGCCCCCGCGGCCCCAUCAGCAAGGAGAGGCUCGCGCAGACGUUCGAGAACGUGCCCGGCCACAAGCGGUCCUCGACGAUCACAGUUGCGAGCACCGCGCCUCCCACUGUCGCGCCCCGCAUGACGCGGGCCGCCGCGCUCCGCCUCGGCCUUCCCCCGCCUGAGAAGGAGACCCGGAGGCAGUCCCUGCAGCUCACGUCGAGUGGCAAGGUGAAGGGCCCGGAGGAGCCGAAGGCGACGUUCGACGGCGUGCCGGGCCACAAGCGCAGGGAAACGAUCACCGUCGCGAGCGUCAAGGCCCCGACCGUCAUGCCGCGCACGAACAAGAGCGCGAGUCUGCGCCAGCAGAAGGACGCCGCGCCGCCGACGUCGUACAUGUUCCGCGCCCCCUCGGGCCAGACGCCCUCCAGAUCCUCGUCGCGCACGUCCUUCAACGGGACGGGCUCCGCGCGCCCGACCAUCUCGCGCCCGCCCUCGGCCGCGUCCGUCCAGCUGACGCCCUCCCGCCCGAUGACGUCCCGCGUCACAUCCGCGUCCUCCGUCAAGACUACCACCACCACGACCUCCCAGCGCCCCUCCUCGCGGCCGGCCACUUCCGCCGGCAUCAAGCGCGCGCCGUCCGUGUCCGCCACGAGCACGAGCAACGGCGGUGGCGCCGCGAAGGACAAGGAAGCCGCGAAGCCCCGCCCGCGCCCGAGCAGCGUACAGGCCCCGACGAUCGCCCCGCGGACGAACAAGAGCGCGCUGCUCCGCGCGCAGAAGAUGGCGGCGGCGGCGGUGACGGCGGUGACGCCCGGAGGCAAGAAGGGCGUCGCUGCCACUCCGAGGGCAGUCCGGGUGUAG
Rhodofomes roseus is the source of this 1659-nucleotide messenger RNA. RefSeq lists its product as uncharacterized. NCBI's taxonomy places the organism in Eukaryota, Fungi, Basidiomycota, Agaricomycetes, Polyporales, Fomitopsidaceae. The transcript has 4 exons. The coding region runs from base 1 to 1659 and encodes 552 amino acids. The record is from RefSeq and is a predicted model, not a curated record.